Messenger RNA from Helicoverpa zea (corn earworm), 2355 nucleotides. Its product is annotated as homeobox protein 2-like. The record is from RefSeq and is a predicted model, not a curated record. The transcript has a single exon. Bases 110 to 1138 code for a protein of 342 amino acids. Lineage: Eukaryota; Metazoa; Arthropoda; Insecta; Lepidoptera; Noctuidae.
GAGUAGCGAGACACCGGCGCGCACGCACGUCUUAUAACAACCGCGCGUGACGCACCGCGAACCGUGAAUUCGAAUUACGAAACAGACAAUAAAUAAAUUAUCAGUGAAAAUGUUGCCAGUGGUACUGUUAUCGGUGUUUACAACAAGUUUGGCGUUCACGACGCAUCGGUACGAUGUUUAUGAAAGUUAUGGUGAAUAUCGCCCCAUCGCUCCCCUCACAGACAAUAUUUACUCGAGCGGGAGCAGCAAUGGACGGCGACCUGUGCAAACUUACGAGUUACCGAGGAAAGUUGAUGGUGUUGUGUCAAGUGGUGUGUUGAACCAAGGACCUGUAAUUAACGGCAAUGAGUGGCGUUGGGCUGAUGUGCAGCACAGUUAUCAGUACCCAAACCAGAGGAAUUACAGACCGGUCCCUUUGAACAGAGUGGCCGUCACUCAACCAACUAAGAACUUCAUAUUUUUUCAAAAUUCCGAUCAAAAUAGAAAAUAUGAUACAGGUACUGUAAGUCCGCCAGUUUCGAAGCACGAUCAAGCUGUCAAUAAAAUUGAUGAAGCUAAUAAAUUAAAUAAAACAGAAGGGAAUGGGUAUGUUUCAAACAUUAGCACACAAUCGCAUGACGUCAACCGUACAUUUGUCAUUAAUCAACAAAUUACCUGGAAUUAUGACCAGCAAGGUUUUAACCAAGACAAUGCUAAUGUUUCUACUAGAAGCAUCGACUCUAACAGCAAUUUCAACUAUUUAACUCCAAAACAAGAUACUGAUAAGAUUUAUCUCCCAACGAAAACAAAUAACACAUCCGUUUAUAAUAACAAAACAAGCCAAUUUGAUGUAAACACGAAUUAUAGCAGUGACAAUAACAAGGUUAGGAGCGAACCCAAUGCCAACGUGGAUCGUUUUAAUAAUGAAACCAAUGAGCCUAGAUACGGAACCAAAACCACAGCUGACAACGAAGUGACUCCCAAAAUAGAAUUGAAACCAGAAAAGGAUGACGACAGAUGGGUUUGGGGUAACGCUGACGACAAGAUUGUGGAGACCACGACCCUGGUGAAUCUUGAUGAUAGAGCUGCUUUCACAGGUAACGCCUGUCCUCAGGGGAAAGUCAAGGUUGGAGAUAGAUGCGUCACUCGUGACUCGUGAAGACAUGGAAGGGAUAUGUGACUUUAAGUUCGGAGAUAUGGCGAAGGGAGGUAGAUCAGUUCUGCUGACUCCUGUAGAUAGAUAGAUUGAAGAUGUCCGAGUGGAAUGUGUUCGCAGUAUUAUGAAAGUGCUCGGAAUAUCAAUUGUGUGAGGUCGUUGUGCCGAGACAGAUUUUAGUGGAAAUAUAACAAUUUAGAUAUUUACUGAAUCAAAUUCGCGGAAGCAUGAAGAUAAAGAAUGUUAUAUAAGUGGUUCGUUGGAUUCUUUAGAUAAAUUGUGAUUGUAUAUGUAUAGUUCCUAAAUAAUAAGAAGCUAAAAUUAAACGUUGGUUCUAGAACUCUUAGGUAAUUGUAAGAAACGCUUAAUAUUUAUAAGGCGACCCAAAAUGAGUACAUAAAUACAAUAACUAUUAAAACCCUGUAUAUUUUAAGCCGUGUUUACAAUCAUUUAUAUACAAGUCCUCGUGUUUAUAAAUGGUAUCACCAUAAUUAACAUAUUAAACGAUAUAAAUAUGUAUUUGUGGUAACGUUUGGGUUUUUGUAUAAUAAAAGUUGUUUUCGUCAAUGUCAUAAUAAUAAUGUUUGUGUCUGAUGUUGACGUUGAUUCAGUAACGAAGUAUGGUAUGACAUCAUACAGGCCUUUAAUGUGAAACAGGGACGUUACUUUAACUUCUAAUUUAAUUCUCUGUCUACCGAAAUAUUAUAAUUUUUAAGAAUCUCGUAAUUCUAUAUAAUGUUGUAUUAAUGUAAAAAUAUAUAUCUGUUACCAAAAGUAAUUCAACAUUAGCUUAUUUGUGUCAAGUAAUCAAGCUAAAACCAAAGUUGUAAAGAUUCCAGUUUGUAAUAAGCCAGCUAUUAUAAGUGAACAUGAAGUUUGUGCGGAAGAAGGAAGAAUACUUCUGUAUGUAACAUAGUUGUGUUUUACAAAUAAUAAAUACUUUGACUUUAAUGUUUCCAAGAUCUUUAAUGAGAAAUCAGUAUAAUUGGCUUCGUAGUUUAUUAUCAUUGUAAAAUCGUAUCACAUUCUAAAUGUUUGUUUUUAUUUAUCGUAAUUGGUUCUUUUAAUUAAGUAGUAUAAAUGAGGAUUCACAAAUAUGAAUUUUCAAAUAGAAUAUGACUGUUUAUGGUUGUAAACAUUGUUCAAGCUUUAAAUAUAAUUGUAAGUACCUACUUUUAAGUAACUAAUUAAAAAAAAGAAAAUAAAAUUCCUAAAUUGAA